GGGAGAGUGGCCAGGGAAUGGCCGGGCCGGGGGUGGGCGGGAGCCGCAGUGGCGGCGGCGGCUGGGGGCGGUGAGCGCGGCGUGGGGCUGCCCCUCCCCGGAGGUGGCGGGGGCGGCCGGGCCGCACCGCACCGCGCGGGAGGCCAUGGAGCGAGCCUAGGGCCCGGCAGGCCAUCAGAGCUUUGCUGAAACCAACAGUUACUUAAAGAAGAAGUUUGUAAAACGGUCCUUGUUAACUCCUACCGAAGAUCAAGGGCAAGGAGGUUAUGAAUUGUGGGAGGCGCUUCAGUGAAGAAAUGGACCAGUGUGCAUAAUCAUGGACUCUCCUUGCUGACCAUCACCACCUGCUCUCCUUGAUAAGUGAGAGAGAGUGGGUCAGGGGAGAAGGAAAAGAGGUCAACAUGAAGCUAAAGCAGCGAGUCGUGCUGUUAGCGAUUCUUCUUGUCAUCUUUAUCUUCACCAAAGUUUUCCUGAUUGACAACCUAGACACAUCAGCUGCAAACCGAGAGGACCAGAGGGCUUUUCACAGAAUGAUGGCUGGCUUGCGGGUGGAGCUGGUGCCCAAGCUGGACCACACCUUGCAGUCUCCCUGGGAGAUUGCAGCCCAGUGGGUGGUUCCCCGGGAAGUGUACCCAGAAGAGACACCAGAGCUGGGGGCAAUCAUGCAUGCCAUGGCCACCAAGAAAAUCAUUAAAGCUGAUGUGGGUUAUAAAGGGACACAACUGAAAGCCUUACUCAUACUUGAAGGAGGACAGAAAGUUGUCUUCAAACCUAAGCGGUAUAACCGAGACUAUGUGGUAGAAGGGGAGCCCUAUGCUGGUUAUGAUAGACACAAUGCAGAGGUAGCAGCCUUUCACUUGGACAGGAUUCUGGGUUUCCGCCGAGCCCCCUUGGUGGUUGGCAGAUAUGUUAAUCUACGGACAGAGAUCAAGCCCGUUGCCACGGAGCAGCUCUUGAGCACCUUCCUAACCGUAGGAAAUAACACUUGUUUCUAUGGGAAGUGUUAUUACUGCCGAGAAACAGAGCCGGCUUGUGCUGAUGGAGACACGAUGGAGGGAUCUGUCACACUUUGGCUUCCAGAUGUGUGGCCUCUGCAGAAACACCGACACCCAUGGGGCAGGACUUACCGCGAGGGCAAACUGGCCAGGUGGGAGUACGACGAGAGCUACUGUGAUGCUGUGAAGAAAACAUCCCCCUAUGACUCAGGUCCCCGCCUCUUGGACAUCAUUGACACCGCCAUCUUUGAUUACCUGAUCGGCAAUGCUGACCGCCAUCACUACGAGAGUUUUCAAGAUGAUGAAGGCGCCAGUAUGCUCAUCCUUCUUGAUAAUGCCAAAAGCUUUGGGAACCCGUCGCUGGAUGAGAGAAGCAUUCUUGCCCCCCUCUAUCAGUGUUGCAUCAUUCGGGUGUCCACCUGGAAUAGACUGAACUACCUGAAGGAUGGUGUGCUCAAGUCUGCCUUAAAGUCUGCCACGGCCCACGACCCCAUCGCCCCCGUGCUGUCUGAGCCUCACCUGGACGCCGCCGACCAGCGGCUCCUGAGUGUCCUGGCCACUGUGAAGCAGUGCACUGACCAGUUCGGGGCAGACGCCGUGCUGGUGGAAGAUAGGAUGCCUCUUUCCCACUUGUAAUCGCACCACAGGAUAAGCGAGACUCCUUUUUACAAAGCGAGAGAAACAGCACAAUCACUUCCGAACGGUCUGGGGUGGAUCGGAAACGGCCGGCAGCAAGCUCUGGUGACGGGGGCGGGGGGUAGGGGGGCCUUGGAUGCCUUUGGCGAUUUCUGUAGGAGAAGCGAAAGCAAAGACUACAGGUGUCCGAGCACAGGAGCGUUGCUGCUGAACCACCCGGCGUCCCCGGCCUCGGCCCCUCCAGCGGCAGGCCUCCUGGCUGGUCCGGCCUCCCUCGCGCGCUGCGGGACAGACAGAGGUGUGACGUUUGGCUAGGCUAAUGCUGGGAUUGGUUCCGGAGUGUGUAGUUUGAGUUCAUCCUUAGAAUCCUUUCUCCGCUCGUGUGGAGUUUCUGAAAACACUUGGCCAGCUCUGGAGUCCUUUUUUCACUGGGACUAGUCCAACUGGGAAUUUGACGGCCUCCUGAGGAGGGGCAGCCGGGAAAACCUGGCCUUCUCUUGAGCCAGAAUAGCAUGCUCUUUGGGAAGGGAUACGUGUUUGGGAUAGAAUUAGUGGGAACGACAAAAGCAGGCAAGAUGCUUGGGCUUUUAAGCAAUUGGCUGGUAGUGCUUUUCCUGAUCUCUUAGAGGAGGGAGGAAGAGACGGCACCGGAAGCGGGGGGGGGCCUCCCAGUAUUUGAGUUCUGCGGGUGUGGAAAAGCAAACAUGACUGGAACCUCAGUAAGAUCUGCAUGCUCACAGCUGUGUCCCAGUUAGCCCCCAAACUGUCCAAGCAGGAUUCUCUCAUGGAGACUUUUCUUUCUCCCUUUUGCCCCAAGCAGGCAAAUCCUUUCUGAAUUAACAAAGCAAACUGAGCUAACCCCUUGAAUGAGAGUUAAGUUGCCUGCGAUCUCUGCCACCGUGAUUUCUCAUCUGAGAUGAGUUUCCACCUCAGCCUUUAAGGCAUUCACUCACUGAAGCUGCUCUUCCCAAGAGAUUGGCAGUCCCGUCUGUAUCUUUCUCGUGGGAAAAGUCAGCUCCCUGGCUCGGCUGACCGCGCACGUUCUGCUGGUGGCUGGGCCUGUCUUGUGAUGUGGGCCGUGCCGAUGACGGGGAACGAAGAGUUGAAGCUCUCAGAGCCUCAAAAUGAAGGAGGUUACCAGGAAGAGCCUUAAGAUUUUGAUUUAUGUCAAGCCCUCAUUUCCUUGUUUAAUUUCAUCGGGCAUUUGGAGGUGGUGGUGGAGCGCCGGUGUCCCUGGCCCGGGCGACAGAAGCCCAGGCUCAGCUCCGUCUGUGUUCCAGCAGAGCCUCUCGGACCUGUGAGCCGUCGCAGCCUGCCUGGAGGCCGGGCCAGCCUUGCACUCCUGUCAAGCAGGGGCUGCUAUUUAAACAGUGUGGGGGAGCAAAUGUAAUGCCAGCCAGUGGAGACCAGUGUGGGGCAGCUUCCCUUUCAAAAACAGCCUAGAAUCUAUGUUCUCACUUUCUCGCAUUGAAAGACAGCUGAGUAACCUAUAACUGUUAACAGCGUGAGGUCAGGAUGCUUUUGUACUUUGUAUGUACAUUUUGAGACAUCCACAAGAAUGGGUUGAGUUAUAAAAAGAAGGUAUUGAACUUAACUAAGAAACCAGGUAUUAGCACUAAACACUGAAACGGUGUUAACAAAAGGAGGCCUUAGAUUCCAAUUUUAAGGUCAUUUCCUGUGUGCGUCAAGUAAAAUUCCCAGUUGAGCUGGAGAAUACCGUGGAUGGUGCUCACGCAGAGCGUCGGGGAGCUGGCUGGAGGGAGGCAGCGGGCAGGAGGCAGCGCGCUCGCCUGGGUGAAUGUUGGUUCAACUAAAUGAUGGACCAGUGUUCUUGCAGACACAGGGUGCCUGUAGUCUGCCACAGUGGAAUGAGUAAGAAUUGUUCCCCAACUGGGAGCUUCAUUCAUAAUGUUGAAGGCAGAAGAUAUUGCUAAGGAAACGGGAGGGAAUGUCGCAUCGUUUUUUCAAAACACUGCAGAAAAUGUAUAAUUUCAUUCUCUUUCCUACUGUUUUAAAAUUCAUGAUCUUAAGAGGUGUUCAGAUCUAUUGAGGUUGAAGUCUUAAGCUGAUAGGGUGGUGUCACAGGACUCUUGGAACAUAGAUUUAUGUUCUCAUCAGGAUUGGAUUAAGCUAAGUUUAGGCAAAUCUUAGAGAAAACCGACCAAAAGCUUAUAGCCAUGAAAUGCACAAAAACCAAAUUCUGUUUGAAAAACAGAGGCUGAUAUCUUUUUUUUUGUAAGUUUUGUCACCGGGUCCUCUUUGUGGUUUCUUUAGCACUAAUAUACUCAGACAAGUCACUAGAAGGGUUCUUGGGCAGCCCUAGGUUGGGUGUGCCUAGCCAACAUCUAAAGGUAGAGGUGGAUACAUUUUAUAUAAUCCCGUUAGGAAAAUGAGAACUGACUGCCAUUUCCUCAUCUCCUCCCACUCCAUAAAUACGUUUAUUCCAGAGUUAGAGUGGGGAAAUAUGGGUAUAGAAGUUUUAUUCUAAAUUGUUCUUUUAAUAUGAGGCUAUAUUGUGGGUUUGGGUGUAAAUAAUUUUCUGUGCAAAACAAAUUAAUAGGAUCUGUGAUUUGCUCAGAGUGUUGUUCGAUAAUAUAUUAAUAAGGCAUUUCUCCCUGUUGCACUCAGGACUAAUAGAUCAAAUGAAAUUUAAGGAGGAAAUGGAAGAAUUCAGGUACAUCCAUUGCAUAUUAUUUGAGGAAAGAUGAAUCCUGUACGUGGCAAUUUUUCAGUGUCACCUGAACAAGUUCUUCCAAGGAAAUUCGUCUUUUCUUUUCCAUAAAAAAGAAAAGAAAAAAGGCUUUUGGCUUUUCCUUCGCAUCCACCAUAUUCCUUCAGUGUCCAUUCUCAGUGGCCCCUGUAUCAUCUCAUUUGACUGUAAGUGACCACACCUCAGUGGCGAUAAAACCGCGUCUGUCAGUGAGCUGUCCUAUAGGCGUGAUCUUGUGAGCUUGAGCUUCAGGAAACAUGAGUAAAGGCAUAUGUAUGUAUAUAGUCAUAUCUGUAUUGUAGCAAGAAAAAAAUGUAUUUAUUUUGACACAGGGAAACACUGACUUAUGUUGCUGAAGAACUUGAAGCUAGUGAAAGGGUCACUCCUCAGUCUCUGCGAGUGGCCCCGACGUGACAUAAAAGACCAUUCAGCCGGCACCUGCUGGGCAGCUGUGGUGAGCCGGCCGCAGCUAGGCACACGCGGGAGCCAGACACACCUGACUUCGUGCAGCCUGUUGUCCAGGGGAAGGCCAGUUUCUCUCCCUUCGAUGCCUCCAGUCUGGGUUGGAAAGGCAGGGGCUGGGGAGCCACUGCCACAGGUUUUUAAAGGAACUAAGGUGUUACUCACAAAUACAAACAUAAGGGGGGGAGCUGGGAAUAACUUACUGGGAAGCUAAUUUAUUUGCUUAAAAGGGAUGUGUAGGAACCACUACCCUCUGUUUUGAUCUGCCAAGGAUUUCCUCUCAGCGCUGCCGCACGGUAGGGGAUUGGGCUUGGUAAGACACCAUACAGGACAGAUACGCACCGAAAUUUCUAAUGCGUUCUAUGGGUUUCAAUUCUGAAAAAGAAAAAAAAAAAGAAUAAAGAUUUUAAUAAGUA
This is a messenger RNA of Zalophus californianus (California sea lion), 5219 nucleotides long. It is a transcript of the gene FAM20B, whose product is annotated as FAM20B glycosaminoglycan xylosylkinase. Gene Ontology annotation, cellular component: Golgi apparatus. Gene Ontology annotation, molecular function: phosphotransferase activity, alcohol group as acceptor. The record is from RefSeq and is a predicted model, not a curated record. NCBI's taxonomy places the organism in Eukaryota, Metazoa, Chordata, Mammalia, Carnivora, Otariidae. The transcript has 9 exons. Gene Ontology annotation, biological process: protein phosphorylation. Bases 402 to 1631 code for a protein of 409 amino acids.